AUUGUUCACAUCGCAUACUGCGGCAGGGCCAGAAACGAGGAAGAUUCUCCGGUAGCCAGCAAACCAUUUUUCUGUCGUCAAACGGAUCAAGCUUUUUGUGAGACUUGGAUCGAUCACAAAAAGCGGGAUUCGCUUUUCGCAUAGGAAUUGGCCUGUUAAGGAGCCAGCUUAAUCACACAGAAAGUUUGAAAAUUAUUACAAAAAUGGAGGAAAUACAUCAACCACAACAGGUUGGGCCUAAUGCAAUGAGCAUUGGAAGCGGAGUUCUUAACCACCCAAAUAAUGUUAACCGACGUGGCAGAGUCCGAAUGACAUUACAUAGUUUAAUGGUGGAAAAGCUUCCAUUAAGUGAGGCUGCUCAAUUGGAGAUGAAAUCAUUGAACAGUAAAACACCAGUUUCUAUUCUUCAGGAAUUGCUUUCUCGUAGGGGCACAACACCAAAGUAUGAGCUAAUACAAGUAGAAGGUGCUAUCCACGAGCCUAUUUUUCGUUACCGUGUCACUGUUGCUGAUAUUGUUGAUCCAAUUGUUUCAGCAAUGGGGACUGGAAAGUCAAAGAAGGAGGCCAAACAUGCAGCCGCACGGGCUGUAUUGGACAAGUUGUGUAGACUAAAUAGUGAGACACCAGAUUCUCCACUCGCAAAUAAUGUAUCAGAUUUAUUCAAUUUAUGUAGUUCUGAAAAUUUACAAGAGUUAUCCGAGUAUGGAGAGGAAAAAAUAAUCACAAAUCCAAUUGGUGCACUGCAAGAAAUGUGUAUGUCACGCCACUGGCCUCCACCGAAAUAUGCUAUGGAAAAUGAAGAAGGUCUGCCACAUGAAAGACAGUUCACUAUUGUUUGUUCUAUUUUGAAGUACCAUGAAGUUGGUCAAGGAAAAAGUAAAAAAGUUGCAAAGAGGCAUGCAGCUCAUAAAAUGUGGCGAGCUCUACAUGAUGUGAAUUCUGAAAAUCCUAAUCUAGAUGAGGAUGAGGUUUUACAAAGAAAUGCAAAUGUGAAUGCCCGUUAUGCAGAUCUGAAAGGUAGCAAAAUUUCAACAUUAACAACUAUUCAUAGCCUUAAAGUUUCACAAUUUCAUAAAAGUCUGAAGUCAUCAACUGGUGUUAAACUAUUUGAACUACAGAAUACAUGUUUAAAUGAUGGUGAUGUAAAUUUGGUACAAUUUUUGCAAGAGAUAGCUUCCGAGCAGCAAUUCGAAGUAACUUAUGUUGAUAUUGAAGAAAAGUCUAUCAGCGGUAAAUGCCAGUGCCUUGUGCAACUGUCCACACUUCCAGUAGCAGUUUGCUAUGGUUGUGGUUUUACUAGUAAAGACGCUCAAGCUAGUGCCGCUCAAAACGCUUUGGAAUAUCUGAAAAUCAUGACCAAAAAGUGAGCCAGCGCUUUGCUCCUGCCAGCUGUCACAAUCAACUGCAAAUCCCACAAUAGUAUGCUGUCCAAGAAUCAGAACAACAAUACAGAUACGAAAAUCUUAUCGGUGACCAACCAAGUGUCGGACAAGAGUAAAAGUGGUUCGAAGCUCGAUCACGUAGGGAACAAAACUAGACUUUCUAAGCUAUCUGUUCGAACGGUGAACACCGUAAUAGGGAACAAAGACACCACUCUGAACACGAUCGCUACUGCACCGGGUGCAACAGUCGCCGCGAGUAGGAUAAAUCAGCCUCUGAAGAAGAACAGCGGCACUAACGAGUCCAUAAAGUCGACCGAUCAACAAUUAUCAAAGAGUUCAUCGAUCGUGACCACGAAUCAAUCCAGCGUCAAGUUCGGUAGCGUGAGAAGCGUGACUACGACCUGUGUCGGUGGCAACGUUUCUCAUGAGAUUCCAGUGAAGUCCAAAGAUUACUCCACGAAGAAGUAUCCCAGUGAAAUCGACUCAAAGAUGAAGAACUAUCAGAUGCAGCCCGAUUACAGCAAGGAUUCGUCCAUUAACAACCAGGACUACAAGUCGAGGAACAACACGGCCAUGAACAACUUGCCGUCGAGAUUCGUGAACCAGACGCCGGUGCCAAGCUUGCACAGAGAGAACCACGCGGCCUCCAAUACCCAUCAUUCCAGACCGACUUCGCAGAACGAUAACACUGCGUUCGCGGUGGCUAGGAAGGCUUUGGAACAGCAGAACACAGCCUCGAAGAUGGCCCCGAUCAACUUCCCCCCAUUAA
This is a messenger RNA of Megalopta genalis, 2151 nucleotides long. RefSeq names its product protein Loquacious. The record is from RefSeq and is a predicted model, not a curated record. Gene Ontology annotation, biological process: regulation of regulatory ncRNA processing; siRNA processing. Lineage: Eukaryota; Metazoa; Arthropoda; Insecta; Hymenoptera; Halictidae. Gene Ontology annotation, cellular component: cytoplasm; RISC-loading complex; RISC complex. Gene Ontology annotation, molecular function: double-stranded RNA binding; siRNA binding.